Zasmidium cellare ATCC 36951 is the source of this 1434-nucleotide messenger RNA. RefSeq lists its product as uncharacterized. Bases 1 to 1434 code for a protein of 477 amino acids. Lineage: Eukaryota; Fungi; Ascomycota; Dothideomycetes; Mycosphaerellales; Mycosphaerellaceae. The transcript has 4 exons. The record is from RefSeq and is a predicted model, not a curated record.
AUGUACCACGCUUCCAACACCAUCAUCAUCACCACUGACCAUCGUAUAGCAACAAAGAAAGUCACCAUGUGCUCCGGAUCCUUCUUCCAGGAGAUCCUCCUCAUCCUAUCCGUCGCCCUCGCCUUCGCCCUCGGCGGUGCCGCCCUCCUGGUCCGCUCUCUCUCCUCGGAGUGGAGACGUUUCGUCUCCAUCAUGGCCGGCCUCUGCGCGCUGGGAACUGCGGUCCUCAUUUUCUCCAUCAUGACGCGUCGUUGGCGUUCUGGUCUGCCUCCGCCUCCCUCCUCAACUUCGCCGCCUCCAUCACCGCCCCACAACGCGUUCGAUGGACAGGAAAUUGAGCUGCAGCCACUGCCUCGCGUCGCGAUCUACCCGACCCCCCAUAACCCUUCAACUAUCCGAUCCCCCCGACAGCUAUACGAUCGCAUGCUUACUACUGUAUGGCGAGAGAAGAACAUACUAGCUCGAAGAGCAAGCAGGACAACAGCUUUGGACACUGGUAGCAAAUUGUUUCAGAUUGGCUCCAUUCACUCACCUCCUUCCAGAAUCGGACAUAAACUUCGACUUCCCACCAACCUUCCCGAACCCCGACCCUUCGACCCUUCCAGCAAAAGUGCUCUCCAACACCAUUUCCGAUGCCCCUCAAGCCCAGCAGCAUCCCCAGACCAAGAAACAACCAUGCCAUCCUCCCCUCGACAAUGCCCCAACCCCCUGAACUCCUUCACCUGCUUAGGCAUAACCCUCCCCCUCACCACCCUCGCCACAACCAUCCUCUUCAUCAUCACCAUCUUCGGCUCCUCGGUCCCAGAAGCCACGACCAGCGCACUCAUCAUCGCGACCUGCUCCCUCGCAAUCUUCAGCUGGCGUUCUGCGGCUGCGUCUGGUCGGGAUACUUACGAUCCUGGACGGACGGAGGGUGAGCUACAGGUGAUGCCGGGGGCUAUGAUGCGCACAAACAAACCCUCCGUCUCAUCCCCAUCCCACUACCGUCGCUCCCACAACCGUCCCUCCCACCAAAACCAACAACUAAACCCUCAACCCAUGCCGCAGCAUAUCCCCCGCCCGAGGCCCACGCCCUCCACAAGAUGCCUCUGCACAACCUACGUCGGCAUAAUCCUCUUCGUAAUCCUCCUAGGCGCCAUCGGCAUGACGGUCCCGCACGUCUCCGACGCCGGCAUGUUGGCCAUCGUCUUCAUCGCGCUGGGGCUGUUCGUUUUCAGUUUCAAGGUCUUGUUUCGGUGGAUCGAUGCUGGGGGGUGUGAGGAAGACGAAGAGGAGGGUCGGGAGGGUUGUUGGGGGAGGGAGAGGAGGGAAAGUGAUGGCGGUGGGAGUCGGAGGCCUGGUGUUGGAGUUGGAGUUCCUGCGCCUGGUCGGGACGGUGGUGCUGAUUGGGUUGCGGUGGAGCUUCAGGCGAUGCCGAGGGCUGUGGUGCGGUAG